UACUAUACAUGUGUAAACAUGGCAGAAACAGAUAGCAGCGAUGACGAGGUGUAUGAAGAUGCUCUAGAGAAUGACAUAGUCAAGGAAGAAUCCCAUAAUAGCCUUCCCUUGACUCCAGAUGAAGAUUUAGAGAAUUUACUGAAAGAAACAACUGUUUUUAUUGAUUUGUUCCUGAGUAACAACUUUAGUAAAGCUUUAGAAGAAAUCAGUAAAGGGGCUAAAACUAGUAUUUAUCAUGCUCUUGGUCGUGGAGUAUUUAUGUUUAUUCGAGCUUUUAUGACUUUUGAAACUGGAGAUAUACGUGUUGCCAUGGAUACUAUCAAAGAAGCAGUAGCGGUAUGUCAGAGAUACAGAAAAAAAUUCUCAGCUUUAUAUCGUGUCUUGGGCUGGUCUGGUGACAGUAGUUACACAGACU
This is a messenger RNA of Limulus polyphemus (Atlantic horseshoe crab), 415 nucleotides long. Its product is annotated as tetratricopeptide repeat protein 39B-like. The annotation marks the transcript as partial. Lineage: Eukaryota; Metazoa; Arthropoda; Merostomata; Xiphosura; Limulidae. The record is from RefSeq and is a predicted model, not a curated record. The transcript has 5 exons.